Leptidea sinapis is the source of this 3368-nucleotide messenger RNA. RefSeq lists its product as uncharacterized. NCBI's taxonomy places the organism in Eukaryota, Metazoa, Arthropoda, Insecta, Lepidoptera, Pieridae. Bases 183 to 1229 code for a protein of 348 amino acids. Gene Ontology annotation, biological process: purine ribonucleoside salvage. The transcript is spliced from 6 exons. Gene Ontology annotation, cellular component: cytosol; nucleus. Gene Ontology annotation, molecular function: adenosine kinase activity. The record is from RefSeq and is a predicted model, not a curated record.
GUUCGCGAUGUUUUUUUUGCAUUAUUCAUUUACGUAGACUUUUGAGAGCACGUUGUUUUCAUAAAAACAUGCGGUUAUUUAGCUAGACGCUAACAUCAAUUUAGUAUCUUCAGAGUCUGGUUUCAGGUUAAAUAUAAGUACCAAAUUGUUUGUAUAUUAUAACUUACUCAAUUUAUUACAUAAUGGAUCCAAGCUGUAUUUGUGAUAAGGAGGGUCUGCUGGUGGGCAUUGGAAACCCAUUGCUGGAUAUAUCUGCUUUAGUGGAUGAUGCUCUACUUCAGAAAUAUGAUAUGAGACCUGAUGAUGCAAUUAUGGCUGAAGAAAAGCAUAUGCCAUUGUAUAGGGAGCUUAUGGAGAAGUAUAAUGCAGAAUUCAUAGCUGGAGGAAGUGUUCAGAACACAUUAAGAGUUGCUCAAUGGAUUCUGAAAAAACCAAAUCUGUGUACAUACUUUGGAUGUGUGGGAAAAGAUGAUUACGCCAGAAUAUUGAAAGAAAGGGCAGAGGCGGAAGGUGUGACGGUGCGGUACCAGGUUACAGAUGAGGCCCCGACCGGCACUUGCGCGGUGCUGGUGACGGGUCAUCAUCGUUCACUGUGUGCCAACCUCGCCGCGGCGCAGAAGUUCACGCCCGAUCACCUCGAAAAGGAGGAGUGUAGGAGAAGUAUCGAGACUGCCAAGUUCUUCUAUGCCUCGGGUUUCUUCGUGGCGGUGUCUCCGGAAUCUAUAAUGCGGCUGGCUAAGCAUGCGCAUGAAAAUGGUCACAUGUUCAUAAUGAACAUUAGCGCGCCAUUCGUGACGCAAUUCUAUAAGGAGCCGUUAGAAAAAAUGUUGCCAUACGUCGAUGUUUUAUUCGGCAACGAAUCGGAAGCAGAAGCAUUCGCUAAGGCAUUCAAUAUGGCAGAGACCAACUUAACAGACAUUGCUUUGAAAAUAUCUGCUAUGCCAAAGUUGAGCUCAAGAAAGCGAGUGGUUGUAAUAACCCAAGGCAAGGACCCUGUUAUACUGGUAGAAGGUGAUUCAGUAAGUCUAAUACCGGUUUCGAUAUUGUCUGAAGAACAAAUUGUGGACACAAAUGGGGCCGGGGACGCGUUCACUGGUGGCUUCCUGAGUCAGAUGGUGCUGGGGAAGUCCUACGAGUCCUGUGUCAAAUGUGGAAUAUACACAGCGUCUCACGUGAUCCAGCAUUCUGGGUGUACAGUCAGUGGGGACAGUGACUUUAGAGAAACAUAACUGAAGUGCUAAUGUAGUUUAAUUUUUGUUUUAUUAUUGUUGUAGGGCCCUGUCUUCAAGCCCUUUUAAUCCUGCAGUUUUUAGUCGACCAUGCUGGCCCGGAGUUUGUCAAUCUUUGAAUUUAUUCGCAAGUGUAUGUAGUGAUGUUUUUCUUCGCCUUAAAGCUUUGAGUAGAGCUCUUAAAAACGUACAUAUGAACCCGAGAUUGAACAGGCGGAACCGAUGCUCCCAUUGGUUAAAGAAUUAUAAUAGGGUUGUCUACUUUUUAUUUAAUUUUGUUAGUUUAAAUCUCAUCUCAUCGCAAAUAGCACCUCCUUCUUAAAGUAUACAUUUACAUUUUAAGAAUUUCAAUAGAUAAUAUAAUAGUAAAAUUAUUCUAACACAACUAGUUAUUUCGUUAUUUCAAACAGCAUGUUAUUAAUUGUUAAAAUUAUGCUACGGUAAAAUAAUAUACUUAAUUAAUUCACUAGAAUUAUGUUAUCUCAAAUGCAAAAAGCAGAAAAGACAAUUAACUAUUUUACGCAAUUAGUCAAUUGUGUUAUGGCACAGAUUUCUAAGACUUCUAAUUGACCAUAUUUGAUAAAAAAUAAUACAUAGCAAGCAUUGGUUGUAAGGAGAAAAGUUUGCUGCAUUAUGGUGCUGUUUCACAAUUUCCAAGUAAAGUAGCAGAUUUUCGUAGAAUAGAUAAAUUAAUGGCUACAUAAAAGUUCCAGACAAAACAGAUUGGGUUUCAUAAUCAUUUCACCGGUUUAAAUUUUAUUACUAGAUGACUUAUCCCGCCGAUCGGUCUGGCAACCUUGCACUUAAUAAUACCGUUUGACGAAAUGAAAAUAUUAAAAAAACUAUUUCUUACAUGAAAUAGCGUAACAAAUCUUUUAUAUUUUACAGGUUUAUUUUUGUAUAUAUUUCUAAAUAGCAUCUCUACCGUUAUUUUCACAAUAAAAUCAAUCAUCACAUAAUUGUAUUCCGCUUUCGUGUAACGAAAUUUGAGAAUGUCAAAUAAUCAAUUGUCAUGAGACUUUCAUAAUUAUCCAUAAGUCAUAAUAUAAACAAACCAUGUACUAUACAUUUUGGGAUUCUAGUGCGUCAGAAUAAUAUAAGAGGGGGUAAACUUGGAAUUUGUGAAGUACUAAUACCUGAGCCACAGGGCUAUAUAUACAGAUAUAGAGUCAGAAAGUCACAAAGUUUUUAGGAUUACACCCCUGAACUGUUGUUACAAUACCUCGAAAUAUGUUAGGAAAUUCUGUUCAUGUCAUGUUAACUAUGUAUGCUUAGGUUUAAAUAAACAAUACUUGUUACUUAGUUGAAUAAGUUGUAUUUAUCAAAGAACUGUUCAUUUUUUACGGUUUAUCCGGUGAAUAUAAUAUGUCUGUAAUUCUAUUAUACUGUCAUAUAUUUUCUGGUUAUGAAUUGAGUAUAUUUUGAGUGUUUUGAUGUUUGUUAAUAAUAUCUCAAUAGAAAACCACGGAAACAGUGAAAGGCAAGUUUAAUUUAUUUCACAGAUAACCUAUUUCUAUAUGAUCAAUAAAAACAAAAUGGCGCAUGAUAAUUUAUGAAAGUGGUAAAGUAUGUUGGAAACUGUAUAUCUGUAUUUUAUUAUUGCUCACUGUGAUAUAAUUAGCAAGUCAUACUUGGAGGAAACAACACAAGAUCUACUAUUUCAGCAUUAACUCGAAUAUUACUAAUAUUAUCAAUCUACUUGUCUAGAAUUGUAUGUACCUAUAUAUUAUGUAAAAUGUGUAAGAAAAUAAUAUAAAGAUAGUAAAAGCUAUUUUCAAUAAUUUUUCUCACGGCUCCAUAGUUGCAAUUAUUAUUAUGUACUAUAUGUGUAAUACUCAAUAUUUCAUUACAUAGGUACUCUUACAUAUUAUAUUGUAUUACUUAUUAUUGUGAUAUAUUAUGUAUAAAUAUUAAGUAAUUUGCGCCAGAAACCUGGAAUGUAUUUUAACUGUGCAACUAAAAUAUAAUUUAAACUGCAUAGUCAAUUAACCUUACAACAUGAAUACAGGUUAUAUAAAUGUUAGUACAUAACCAGUAACACCAUAAAAUAUGUAAAUAUCGGCUUUGAAAUCAUCAACAUCUUUGAUUGAAUUUAAAAGUACUUAUACAGUGUGUUAAUAAAAUUGUUUUUAAUGUUUA